AUGGUGCCUCCUCCACCAGCCAACAAGCCACAUGUCUGUCUAUCCUGUGUGCUAAUCAUGAGUAGCAUGGCUCUACUUGAUGCUUACCUGGUGGAGCAGAACCAAGGCCCACGGAAAGUCGGAGUCUGCAUCAUGGUCUUAGUGGGGGAUAUCUGUUUCCUUAUUGUGUUGCGCUACGUAGCAGUGUGGGUUGGCGCCGAAGUGCAAACGGCUAAGCGUGGCUACGCCAUGAUCCUGUGGUUCUUUUAUAUAUUUGUUCUUGAGAUCAAGGUGUACUUCAUCUACCAGAACUACAAGGUAGCUGGUGACUCUGUAGACACUUUGACUUGCAAAGCUUUGACGGUGCUGCUGUCUGUCUGCGUGCCGUUACUGUACGUCACCCUGGCUGCUAUAGACCAUAUGGAGUAUGUGCGACCGCUCAAGAAAAAGGAGGAGAUCCGCAGUCGCCUCUUCUGGGUGGUGGUGGACCUUUUGGACAUUUUGGAUGUACAGGCAAAUCUAUGGGAGCCUCAAAGGAUAGGGCUCCCCAUGUGGGUGGAGGGUGUGACGUUUUUUUACUGCUACAUCCUGCUUCUAGUGCUGCCGUGCGUGUCACUGAGUGAAAUAAGCAUGCAGGGGGUUAACAUAGUCCCUCAUAAGAUGUUGCUCUACCCUAUCCUCAGUCUGGUCACCAUCAACGUCGUCACGUUCUUCAUCCGUGGUGGGAACAUGUUGCUGUACAGGGACACUCGUGUGUCAGGAAUACUUAUGGCUAAGAACAUCUUGGCCAUCGUUCUGAAGAUCUGCAGCUUUGUGCAGUACCGAAGACACCUUCAGGAGACAUCAGCCCCUACCCCUGGCGUGGAACGCCACAAGAACUCUGUGUCCCAAGGUUCAACUGUAACAGUACCUGUUACAAUGUCAGCAACAAUGCCUGUUUCCGUCAGUAUGACUAUACCUCCAAAGGUAGUCAUUCAAGAUUUGACCACACUGCCAGAGGUAAGUGAGACUGAGGACACGUGA
Messenger RNA from Chanos chanos (milkfish), 1002 nucleotides. RefSeq names its product transmembrane protein 264 (gene tmem264). The transcript has a single exon. The record is from RefSeq and is a predicted model, not a curated record. The coding region runs from base 1 to 1002 and encodes 333 amino acids. Lineage: Eukaryota; Metazoa; Chordata; Actinopteri; Gonorynchiformes; Chanidae.